UUGACUUUGAAAAAUGGCAUAUUUUCUUUUUUCAAUUUCUCUAAUAGAAUUUAUUGUGCUUAUAUUUUUAGUCAUGCUAACUCUUUUCUAGAAGACAGCUUUACAACAAUCCAGACCAAUCACCUUGCAGACUCCAGAACUCCAGCAACCAGGGACUGCACAGGACUGAGUCCAUAUGGAAGAAGAACUGCCUGGUUUCUAUGGAGAAAGUGGCAAGCCAGUACAUGCUACCCCGUCAUCGUUGAAGAUGUUAGAUGUGGGAAAGUGGCCAAUUUUUUCCCUUUGCUCUGAGGAAGAACUGCAGUUGAUUCGUCAGGCUUGUGUCUUUGGCAGUGCUGGCAAUGAAGUUUUAUACACUACAGUCAACGAUGAGAUUUUUGUGCUUGGUACAAACUGCAGUGGCUGUCUUGGGGUAGGUGACAUUCAGAGCACAAUCGAGCCUCGGAGACUGGAUUCUUUAACUGGCAAAAAGAUAGCCAGCCUUAGCUAUGGGAGUGGCCCACACAUCGUCCUUGCAACAACAGAUGGAGAAGUCUUUACCUGGGGUCACAAUGCCUAUAGCCAGCUGGGCAAUGGGACAACAAAUCAUGGUUUAGUCCCCUGCCAUAUCUCUACUAAUUUGUCAAACAAAUUAGUCAUUGAAGUUGCCUGUGGGUCUUACCAUUCUUUGGUCCUGACAUCAGAUGGAGAGGUGUUUGCCUGGGGCUAUAAUAACUCUGGGCAAGUGGGUUCUGGAUCAACAGCAAACCAGCCCAUUCCUCGGAGAGUCACCGGGUGUUUGCAGAAUAAAGUGGUCAUGAACAUCGCAUGUGGGCAGAUGUGCUCCAUGGCUGUUGUGGACACUGGAGAGGUCUACGUCUGGGGUUACAAUGGGAAUGGGCAGCUGGGUCUGGGCAGCAGCGGUAACCAGCCAACCCCGUGCAGAGUAGCAGCCCUACAAGGCAUCCGUGUCCAGCGGGUUGCCUGUGGCUACGCACACACCUUGGUACUAACAGAUGAAGGUCAAGUGUACGCUUGGGGUGCAAAUUCUUACGGCCAGUUGGGCACUGGCAAUAAAAGUAACCAGUCCUAUCCUACCCCUGUUGUUGUGGAAAAGGACAGAAUCAUAGAGAUCGCAGCCUGUCACUCUGCCCACACAUCUGCUGCCAAGACCCAGGGUGGGCACGUGUAUAUGUGGGGCCAGUGCCGAGGCCAGUCGGUGAUCCUUCCCCACCUCACCCACUUCUGCUGCACUGAUGAUGUGUUUGCCUGCUUUGCCACCCCUGCUGUUACCUGGCGCCUCCUCUCUGUGGAACCGGAUGACCACCUCACUGUGGCAGAGUCACUGAAGAGGGAAUUUGACAACCCUGACACUGCAGACCUCAAGUUUUUGGUUGAUGGAAAAUACAUUUAUGCUCACAAAGUCCUUCUCAAAAUUAGGUGUGAGCAUUUCCGUUCUUCAUUAGAAGACAGUGAAGACGAUAUUGUAGAAAUGAGCGAGUUUUCAUAUCCCGUGUUCCGAGCUUUCCUGGAGUACCUAUACACAGAUAACAUCAGCCUAUCUCCUGAGGAGGCAAUAGGAUUGCUAGAUCUGGCUACAUUUUACAGUGAAACUCGGCUGAAAAAGCUCUGUCAGCAAACUAUUAAGCAAGGGAUCUGUGAGGAAAACGCUAUUGCCCUGCUCUCGGCCGCUGUGAAGUAUGAGGCCCAGGACUUAGAAGAGUUCUGCUUCAGGUUUUGCAUCAACCAUCUGACUGUAGUGACACAAACAUCAGGCUUUGCAGAAAUGGACCACGACCUUCUGAAGAACUUCAUCAGCAAAGCCAGCAGAGUUGGAGCCUUUAAGAACUGAUCCUGAAUGUGGAAAGGAAUGCUUAAGCCUUUCCAUUUCAUCCCGCAAAGAUAAAUAAAUAAUAGU
Molecule: messenger RNA, 1897 nt
Organism: Acomys russatus (golden spiny mouse)
Lineage: Eukaryota; Metazoa; Chordata; Mammalia; Rodentia; Muridae
Gene: Rcbtb2
Product: RCC1 and BTB domain containing protein 2
Exons: 13
Coding region: 176-1831 (551 amino acids)
Molecular function (GO): protein binding
Source: RefSeq, a predicted model, not a curated record